UUAAUUAUUGUCCAUUUUUUCUGUUUUCAAGCUGAAAGUUUGACAGCCUACCUAGCCCAGUCACUUCGCCUCAGGGAAAAACCAAGCUCCAAGUUAGAGUCUUUUACCUUGGAGGGUAUAGCAAAGUACCUAGCAAGUGACCAGUGCAACAAUAUUAUUACUAUGGCAGGAGCUGGCAUAUCAACUUCUGCUGGAAUCCCAGAUUUCCGUAGUCCAGGAACUGGCUUGUAUGAGAACCUUGCCUCCUACAAUCUUCCUCAUCCUCAAGCCAUAUUUCAGCUGGAUUAUUUUAAGGAAAAUCCAAAGCCCUUCUUUGUUCUGGCUAAAGAGUUGUACCCUAGUGUUUUAAAGCCUACUCCUUGCCAUUACUUUAUCAAGAUCUUGAAUGACAAGGGAAAGUUGCUGAGACAUUAUACACAGAAUAUAGACACACUGGAACGAGUCUCUGGCCUGGAUUUUGACAAGAUUGUGGAAGCCCAUGGAUCAUUUCACACAUCACACUGCUUGAAUUGCAAUGAACUAUAUGACCUUGAGUGGAUGAAAGAGCAGAUUUUUGCUGACCAGAUACCAAUGUGUACUAAAGAGGGUUGCAGUGGGGUUGUCAAACCAGGUAAUGCAGAUUUUGCUAAAUGUGACUUACUGAUAGUAAUGGGCACAUCUCUCGCUGUUCAGCCGUUUGCUUCACUAGUCAGCAGGGUCCCUGCACACACACCAAGGUUAUACAUCAACUUAGAGAAAGGAGCAAGCAUUAACAAUCCUUUGGCUGCUCUAAUAUAUGGAGAUGGGUUUAAUUUUGAUAGCGAGGACAACUAUAGGGAUGUCUUUAAGGAAGCUACGUGUGAUGAUGGCUGUCAGGCACUGGCAGAUUUGCUGGGCUGGGGGGAUGAGCUCAAAAAGGUAGUCCAAGCUGAGCAUGCAAGAAUUGAUGGGUUAAAAACAUCCCAUGAAGCGUAA
This is a messenger RNA of Candidula unifasciata, 954 nucleotides long. NCBI's taxonomy places the organism in Eukaryota, Metazoa, Mollusca, Gastropoda, Stylommatophora, Geomitridae. The record is from the annotation of a GenBank genome assembly.